AUGGAAAUGUCUGAAGACGUGGCGCCUGGCGCGGAACGCGCAGGCGUCCUUUGUGGAGACGAGUUUUGCGAGGAGUAUGUCGCUUCUCAGGACUCAGACGCGCGCGGGAACUCGCCCUCGCGCCGCUGCGGCACUCUUGCAGCAGAACGAGAAGUCACCAUGGGGGACGCGAGCGACGAAGCGACCCAGCCGGGGGACCGCUGCGUCGUGGCGGCAGCCGAGAAUGCGCCUUGCGUCUCCUCUGCUCCAGUCCUGUGCAUGCAUCCAGGCAACGGGCGCUUCCCGACGGCGGACUCUUCCCAAGGCGCGCAUGCUGCAGAGCACGCCUCUGGCUCGGGAGGCGACGACACUCGAAGGGCACUAGUGCCUGACGCAUGCGCGGCUGCAGAUGGGGACGCGCCCAUCAGCGCUCUGGCGCCAACUGUUCACAAAGGCCCGGCGGCCGCUCAGAUGACUGCCGCCCGCGCGCAUGCAGCGAGCGCCUGCGGUGCGCCCACACUCCACGCUGUCGUCGGAGACCGCGCCUCGAUCGCUGCUCCCGGCGCGCCGUCCCAUGCGCAGAAGUCGGCUCCGCGGGGCAUUUGCGCGGCCGCCAAGAGCAUUGUGCGGAACUCGGGCUGCAGCCGGCCGUCGCCGCUCUCCAGCGCGCCUCCGACCGCGGCGGGGGGAGGCGGCGUGUGCCCCAGAGGCCAGCGGGACGGGUCAGGUGCCCCGGGCGGCGACGCCGAGCGGAGGCCAGCGACCCCGGGGGGCGAACUCGCCAACAGCCUUGCGGAGUCCCCCCGCAACCCGAGCAGCCGCGAACUAGACCAGGGCGUUCCAGAGCUCAUCGGGGGGUCAUCUGCCCCGCACGCAUCUGGAAGUGUUGGCGAGUACGAUCGAGUGAGCGAAGGGAGUGAGGCGGCGGACAAGAGGGACGGGCGGGAGUGUGACAAAGCUUUCAGUGGAGAAAGCCUGUCAAAGGACGGCAAGAAAAAGGCGUCAGGGUUUUCGACGUCGCUCUCUUCUUCCCGUUCGUCCUCCGUCGCAGCGCCCUCGCGAGGGGGCGACGCAGGCGCCAAGAAGCGAAAGGGAGCAGGCGACGCCGCGAGUCUCCCUCGUGCGGGGGGGGUUAGGCGCCCUUCGCUGUCGAAGAGCAGGAGGAGCGGUGUCGUGGCGUCUGGGUCGUCACGCCGUGACCGCGACGAAGAGGACUACGCCUCCUUGUAUUACGCGUUGCCUGGACAAGUAAAAAAGAAGAUGAAACGCACCGCUGGCGACGCGCUAGGCGUGCCUGCCUUUGCGUCUCCCCGCCUCCAGACGACGCCUUCGCCAUUCCGCCGGCUAGCGUCCAAGAAGGUCGCCUCCGCGUCGUGCCUCCUCGCGCGCAAGUACGAAGAAAGCUCGCCAUACGCCGGAGGCGACCACGCGUCUCACAGUCAUCAUUACUACCACUGGCUCGCUGCAUCGCACGCGUCGGGAGGCUCGGGAGCCCACAGCGGGCUCGCGGGCGGCGGGGGGUUAGGGCCCGCGGGCGGCGGGCGAAGCGGCGGUCUCAGCGAGAAAGUGAGGAAGCUGGUGGAGCAAACGAUGUCUGAGAAGCACAGGGUCGUCUGGAUCGAACGAGGCGAGGCCAAAGGCUUCCUCCCUCUCCCAGGCAUGCAAGAAGAGCGCGUCUACCUCGUCUGGACGGAAAAAGGAAUCGACAUCCUUGCCGAUGUGCAGGCGUACAUCCCCUGGACGCACUGCCCCGUGCUGAUGCCGACAAAGUACCGCCGCAAUCAAAUUCCGUUCCUCGUUCUCUCUUCAACGUCUGUGGCCUUGUUGUUUUCUCACGUCUGUCGCCGGAGUGCGACGGCGGUCUAUCGGUUGCCCCUGCCGCGAACGCCGCAGGCCUACCGCAAGCACGUACUCAAUCUCCUUCGCACGGAGGAGCCCGAGAAGCCUGCUUCUCAGCCCUCGAAAAGUCAACGAAGACGGUCUCCCUGCUCGUCUCCGUCGCCAAACGGCCGCUCAAAGUUAGCUUCUGCACCGGCCGAAGCGAAGUCGCCCUCAGAAGACGCGGGCUCGACCGCCGAGCCCAAGCCGUCACCUGCGCCGAGCCCGCACAGCGGCACUUCGCCGUCGGCGUCUUCCUCGCGGCCGUUUCGACUCUCUGCCGCGUCUCCACAGGAGGCUACCGCGGAUGCUGCGGCGCCUGCUGUCCCUGUGUCUUCCCCGGACCAGGGGGGGGGGCGCCCCCCCCUCAAGUCCGAGGGCGGCGCCGCUUCGCCGCCGGCCUUCUUCCUGCCUUCAGCGCUGACCACGGCUGCGUCGCUGUCUUCCUCGCUGGGCUCCGCGUCGCCGACGCCGACCGAAGGCCCGCUGCUGGAAAGCGCAGGGUCGGGUGAGAAGGAGAGCGAAAAACCUGACCUGAGCAUGCCCCGGCCGUCUCCCGACGCGCGCGAGCCAGUCAAGGCGCAGACGGGCCCAGACGGCGAGGGCCCCCAAGGGACGCCGACCGCCGGCGCGAAAGAAAAAAAGCCGGAGGGGGAGGCCGCCAAGGCAGAAGAGGACAGCGCGGCGCGCGUGAAGGCGGAGCUGCAGGGAGACCAGCCAAGCACGGGCGAGGCUCCAAAGGAAACGAAAGAUCGAGAGAUGCAGCGAGAAGGCGAAGGCCCUCCUCCCAGGUCGAGUUCUGCACCCACGAGUCAGUUGUCGCCCAAGUCUACCGCAACCGCGGCUGCCUCUUCACCGCCGUCCUCUCGGAUGGCUCGCGGCGGAGGUGCUGGACGGGCCCAACGGGGCGGUCAAGGGGCCUCGAAGGAGGGCGAGAGGGACGCCGCAGAGAGCGGCACGCCGGGCGAGGAGGUGGCAGACGACGAAGACCUCUUUUGGGCGAACGGAGGCAAGAAGGGCUUCCCCCUCACUGCGGUGGACAUGCGCGACUUCUACUGCUGCUCCCAAGGCAAAGUGAUUGGCGAGGACUACGUUUACUUCCGGCAGUACCUUCCCGACGACGAAGGGGCGGACAUCUACGACCUCCACGUCUCCAUUCGCAAACGCCCCAAGAAGCUCCUCCUAAAGAAGCCCCGGGUGCCCUCGAGCAGCGCCAGCUUCUCCGCUGGAGCGGGUGCGCAGAAGCGCCUUGAAGAGAGUGACGCGCCGCUCGCUUCUUCGCCCGGAGAUCUGUCCUCGGCCUUCGCGGCCUCGUCCCCAGACCUCGCGAGCUCAGGCUCCAGCGGGGUCGCGGCUGGAGGAGACAGUCUCCUCGAGGACACGUUGGCGCAUGGCGGCGCGGGCGCGGCGCCCGAGGGAGGCGAGGGCGGAGGCAGCAAGGUUGACUCAGGCGCAGCCACGGCGGCGCCUGACGCCUCGAAGGCGUCGCCGGCACAGCUCCUGCGGUUGCUUAUGGCUCCAAACCCAGGCGGCGCAGUCGAAGCGGGUGAAAAGGAGGCCAAAGAAGAGGGCGGCGACAGCGGCUCUUCUGCAACGUGGAAAAACUGGACCUACGUGGACGACUACGGCGAAGACGGAAUGGACGCGGCUCUCAAGUUGCCAUUUUCGUUCACCUCGGAAGUUCGGGUGCUCCUAGGCCUCGCCACCAGUCCCACGCCGCACAGAUGCAACAUGUCACUGGCGAGUCACCGAGUCGCGGGCGCAGUCCAGCGCAAGAUUCGCAUGUACCAGUGCUCUGCGGACGGCGAGACGCGCGGCGAGCAAGUCGACCCGUUCGAGCCCGAGGCGCCUUCAUCACGCGUUUCGACUUCAGGGGACGACGGCGACGAGGAAAGGGAAGACGCGGAGACCGCGAAGGACGGCGAAGAGAAAGCGGGGAAGGGGGACGCCUCAGAAGCGGAGAUUGCGGCUGCGCGGCCGUCGGGUACGGCGGAAGAAGAGGCGAAGGCAUCCGCGCAGGAAUCCCCCGAGGGAGCUGCGCCGCCCGCCCCCUCGGUCAAGCAGGGCGAACAGGCUGGCGCGGGUGCCGAUGUGGAGCUGUCCAGUGGAAGAGACGGCAGCGAAGCCGGAGAGGAUAAAAGAGCGCCAGAAGACGAAGCGAAGGAGGCGGCGGGAGCGGAGAAAGGGGCAGAGACCGGGGACGAGGACAUGGAACGCGAAGCUGCUGAGAAAACGGAUUCAGAAGAAGAAGACGACGAGCAACAGAAGAAGCGACGCAGCGAAACAGAGACCUUUGCGAUCUCCUCGCACGACCUCCCCAACGGAAGCCUCGCGGAAAUCGACUAUCCAACCGAGUUCACUCAGUUCCGCGAGGCGGAUCGCAUCCGAAUCUACGACCGAGACUUCGUCGCCAGGGCUCUCAAGCUCAUCGUCGAUGUUGCGCUUGUUUCUGGGGGGGCGGAUCUGUCGGCAGUCAAUUUGGCGCAGUACGCGCCGAAUUUGUUUUGGAACAUCAUUCGCUUCAGCGGGGGCAACAAAGACAUCGACGAGGUGGUGCGGACGAUCGCGCCGUCCGUGGCGUCGCUGCGGAGUGCACGCGGUCGGCGGAAGCGCGAGCUCGAGAGCUCCUCCUUCGCGACGCUCUCCUCUGGGCGGCUGGGCGCCGCGGCCCGCCGCGGAGACCGCAGCCUGCAUGACGACUUUCUCGGCGCCGGCCGCUGGGUGAAGAAGAACAAGGCGGCGGACGCCGCCGCCUUCUCCCUCGAGGACUGGCUAGCAGGCAACGGAGACGAUUCGCGAAGGAGCGCAGCCGAGCGCGCCGAGACGGGAGUCGACAAGGCGAAGCAGCGCGAGGAGAAGCGGCAGAAGGAGCUCGAAGAACGCUUUCUGGAAAUGAAACACGAAUUCGAAGAAAAGGCCCGAAAUAUGAUCGCGAGGCGCUUGGCGUUGAAGGACGAGAUGCACAGCGACGGAAAGGGCUCGAAGAAGAGAGUUCCUUCUUUGCCGGAGAACGACGACCGCGCCCUCGUGAACUUGAUUAUUGAUCCUGAACAGGGCAUCCUCAAAUGGCCGCUGUCGCUGAUGAGCAUCCGCCAGCGGAACGUGAUCUACCAGGAGUGUCUCCGGCGCGACUUGACUGCCUGCAUCCGCUUGACCAAAGUCCCAGGGAAGGGUCGCGCCGUGUUCGCCGCAGACACCAUCCUCAAGGAUGAUUUCGUCGUCGAAUACAAAGGCGAGCUCUGCUCCGAGCGAGAGGCGCGCGAGCGAGAGCAACGCUACAACAGAUCCAGAGUCCCGAUGGGGAGCUUCAUGUUUUACUUCAAGAACGGCUCCCGAAUGAUGGCGAUCGACGCGACCGACGAGAAGCAAGACUUUGGCCCUGCCCGUCUCAUCAAUCACUCUAGAAAAAACCCAAAUAUGACUCCGAGAGCGAUCAUGUUCGAUGACCUCAGCAGCGAGCCGCGGCUGAUUUUCGUCGCCAGACGAAACAUAGAAAAAGAUGAGGAACUGCUGGUUGACUACGGCGAGCGCGACCCCGAUGUGAUCAAGGAGCAUCCCUGGCUGAACAACUGA
Molecule: messenger RNA, 5430 nt
Organism: Besnoitia besnoiti
Lineage: Eukaryota; Apicomplexa; Conoidasida; Eucoccidiorida; Sarcocystidae
Exons: 10
Coding region: 1-5430 (1809 amino acids)
Molecular function (GO): protein binding
Source: RefSeq, a predicted model, not a curated record